UGGAUGCGAGUCAUGGUGAACAGUGUCAAUGCACUGCUCUAUGGUUAGGAGGCACGUAAAAAUAGAUAUAGCUUCACGUUAUGUUUAGAUAACUUUCUCCAACAAAACCACUGCAUGUUGUAUUUUCUCAUUAUAACAAUGUUACCAGUGGAUGUCAAGUGUGGCAGAAUGUCUGUUCUGAAGACAGUAAUUCUGUUCUAUGGGAUAUUCCUCAAGAUCAGCACAUGUGAGAACUCGGGCACAGAUGAGACUAAAGUCUGCAGACUAAAAAAUGUACUGUUUGUCAGUGUCCAUGAUUUAAAAGAUUUUCCAAAAGAUGUAUUCCACUACAAUGAAACUAAACUCUGUUUUAAUGUUCAGAGUAAAACACAACAUGCAGACUGUUGUAAGACACACGAUUUCAACUGCAGCGUUGAAAUAAAGAAUGGAAGCACUGUCAUAAUCCCGGAUAAAGAGAUUUUAUCCAAGCAAGAUAUUGUCGUGAUGAGAACAAAUGAGAAAUUUGAAAAUAUACCAUCAAACUGGAGCAACCAAACAGGUUUCAUUUUAUACCUUCACCGCCACUUUACAAAAGGGGUAAAAAAUAUUAGACUAAGCCAAGACGGCCUUUGUGGAAAUGGUUCAUCCUACGGUGGACAAGCUUGCGAAGGUUUGGCAGAAACAAACUACAAGCUCACUUUUCAUGCUAAUGACCAUGAUAACAAGAAAAUUGUGGUAUGUGUGUCAUGUAAGCCACCAGGAACAAAGCCAAACAUUUCUUUGCCUCUCCCAUCCGUGCCGACCAAUGAUGAUGGUAGUGUCAGCCCAGAGAACGCAGCAAAUAUAAUGAAUAAUCUCUCCUCCGUGGUGGAUAUGAUGGGAGCCGCCAGCACAGCUGCUGUCAGUCUGGGUGUUAUUAAAGGGAUUCUUGUUAAACUCGCCUACAAAAAUGACAUGGGCAUCGACUUGGGUAUUCCGACAAGUGAUGAUAUAACUAUUCUUGAGAACGACACUGAUUUAUUCUCGCAAUUCCCUCGAUCAGUGCACAUCCCAAAAGAAGCAUUCUCCCAGGCAUUAGAGAGAAAUGGUUCAUUUGCUGGAGUUCUGCUUUUUCCAAAAAUGUAUCAGGAUGACCCCAACAGUGUCUUCAUCAACAAUGAAGUAGUGGGAAUUGAAAUGGGAGCUGACAUAUCCAAUCUCUCACGUAAUAUAGAGAUUCAUUACAGGAACGUGGACAAGAAUGGAAAGAUUGCUUCUUGUAGGUCGUGGAAUGGCAAAGAAAAAACACAGACCUGGAUCACAGAUGGCUGUGAAACAAGGGAGACCAAUGGCAGCAUCACAUGUCAUUGCUCUCAUCUAACAUUUUUUGCCAUACUGAUGUCGCCUCCACCUGGAAACAUAAGCACUUCAGAUUUCAAGUCUCUGACCUACAUCACAUCGAUCGGCUGUGGCCUGUCAAUGUUUUUCUUGGCGGUGGCUCUCUUCAUGCAUUGUCUUAUCAGAAAACGGAAAGCGAGCCAAGCAACUAAGAUCCUGAUGAACCUCUUUGUCGCCAUGUUCAACCUGAACUUUUCCUUCCUGGUGAAUGAGAGCAUUGCCAACCUAGGGAACUAUGGCGCAUGUAUAGUGAUGGCAGCAAGUAUGCACUAUGCCAUGCUGGCUACUUUUAGCUGGUUUUUCAUUGAGGCUCUGCACUUGUACCUGAAUCUAUGGACGCGCCCUAUUCAAAUCAAGCAUUACAUGAUGAAGAUUUGCAUCACCGGAUGGGUCAUACCAGCUGUAGUGGUGAUCGCUCUGCUUGCCACGGGGAAAUAUGAUUACUUGAUCAUUUACACCGAUGAUGGGAAUUCAGCAAAAAUGUGCUGGAUUUCUGAUGCCGUUGUUCACCAAGGGGUAAAUAUAGGUUAUUAUGCUGUAGUGUUCAUCUUCACCUUCAUCAUAUUCAUCUUAACUGUGCGGCAGAUUAAUCUGUUUAACCACGCAGUAGACAAUGCUCAGAACAACAGCUCCAUCAGGACAAACACAUUCUCCAUUCUGGGCCUGUUCCUCCUGUUCGGCAUCACCUGGGCCUUUGCUUUCUUCAGCCAUGGACCUAUGCUAAUUGCCUCCUACUACAUCUUCACCAUCCUCAACUCCUUUCAGGGUUUCUUCCUCUUCAUCUACUAUUACAAUUCCAGCAAGAAUGUUGGAGAGGACAAUAAAGUCACAGCCAGCAGUACCAGCUCAGCUGCACCACACACACUUACAUCAUUUACUCCUCAAUAGGCUGUUUUACAUUGUACAUGCUUUUUAAAAAACAGGGACAGAAAUCAUUCUGUGCCUGAGACUGAUUUGACACAAGAGGGCAGCAUUUAAUUUCAUAUAGUUGUAUGUAAGUAGAGUCCCUUUUAAAUGAAGCGCUGGUAAGUUGUUUCUCACUGUUUCUGAUUCUCCUCUUCAUGAAAAGCUGCGUGUGUUUGACUGAAUGACUAGCCUGAGCUCAAAUUGGAUUACAUUCAUUGAGAAAAAAUACUGAAAUUAGUCUAGUAGUACUGACAGAGGAGAUGGAAUGGUCUCCUGGAAGUCAUUUGUGCUGAUGACUCAAGCCCAGUCUCCCCCACUGUGAAACUUGCAGAGAAGGUUGUGAUUCACUCACGAUAUAUCACAGUCCUCUUAAAUCAAAGCUUUAGUCAUCAUAUGCUGGAAUGCAGAGCGUAAUUGUUUAGGAAGAAAAACAUAAGCCCGUUAUGACUGAUGUGGUUGUCAUAAGGAAAGAAGAUGGCGAAACGGAGAGGAAUAUAAGGUGAAGGGAAGUCUUGUCCCUCACAUACUGUGCGGUGCUGGGGGCCGAGCUAGCCAGCUCGCACUUUGCGUGCCUGCAGAUAAUUACCUUGUGCCUACAGAGAGCAGUAUCCACCAUGCGGGGAGCCUUAACUAGCUGACAAGAAAUGAGCUCAUGACUACAGAUAGUGAUAAGAAGCCUGGGGUUAUGCCACUAUGUUGAAACUAUUCUCUGAAAUAUGACUGUAUAAAACAAACAUUUAUUGCAUUUAAUAAGUUUGGUGUAUCUUGGGCAAACGGUAUAAUAGUGUGUUUAUGGUGUGUUUUUUGUGUUU
Seriola aureovittata is the source of this 3074-nucleotide messenger RNA. RefSeq names its product adhesion G-protein coupled receptor G2. The transcript is spliced from 17 exons. Bases 115 to 2244 code for a protein of 709 amino acids. Gene Ontology annotation, molecular function: G protein-coupled receptor activity. Gene Ontology annotation, cellular component: membrane. The record is from RefSeq and is a predicted model, not a curated record. NCBI's taxonomy places the organism in Eukaryota, Metazoa, Chordata, Actinopteri, Carangiformes, Carangidae. Gene Ontology annotation, biological process: cell surface receptor signaling pathway; adenylate cyclase-activating G protein-coupled receptor signaling pathway.